ACGUUUGGACUGCUUUUUUACCGAUCGGAGAGGGUUAUGGCACUGGACAAGCCGAGUGCAGCUGCGAGGGGCCGUAGAAACGUCCUCAUAAAGCGGCCAAACGCAACCGUCGUGGUCGACGCGACCGACACGACCACCGUGUCAGAGAGCCGAGUAAAGCGACGAAGAACAUGCGCUAUUGUCGGAGAUCCUAUCCAGUCCCAAGCUGCCGAACAUGCGCCGUCAUCAUCGUCUCGGAGCCAGACGGCAGGGCGGCGACCUAGCAACACGUCGCCCAUCCUCAACCGCAGACCUACCGAGCCUCUGAACAUCUAUGUCCUCGGCGCCAACAGCGGCGGCGAGCUCGGCCUCGGACCCUCGGUCAAAUCCGGGAACGCGACAAAACCCCGUCUGAACCCGUAUCUCUCCGGUCCCGUCGGUGUUGUCCAAGUCUCGCUCGGUGCCAUGCACGGCGUCGCCCUCACGCUGGACAACAAGAUCCUGACCUGGGGAGUCAACGACCAUGGCGCUCUUGGCCGUGACACCGCGUGGGAGGAUAAGCUGGUGGAUAUAGACGACGACGACCGCGACGACGACGACGAUAGCGAGGACGAGGGCGAGCUCAACCCAAAAGAGUCCACCCCGACACCGGUCGACAUGAGUGCCGUGCCGUCAGAUACCAUCUUCACACAAGUGGCGGCCACCGACAAUGCCACCUUCGCCUUGACCAGCACCGGUCGUGUGUACGGAUGGGGUACUUUCAGGUCGGAGGACGGGAAGCUGUCAUUCACCCCAACAGUCCGGGUACAGUCUCUCCCGGUCCUCAUACACCAGGUCGAGAAUAUCAUCAAGAUUUGCUGCGGAAGCAAUCAUGUCAUGGCUCUGACCGCCGAUGGCUUCGUGUACACUUGGGGCCGGGGCACUGAUGGCCAGCUCGGUCGCCGCUUCUCCUCCCGGGUCGUGGAUUGGAACAAGCAAGGACUCAUCCCGCAGAAGGUCGCCGGGCUGAAGGACAUUGUCGAGAUUGGCAGCGGCUCCAAUCACUCCUUCGCUGUCGACCGUGCCGGUCGACUUUUCGGCUGGGGUUUCAAUAACGCGGGCCAGAUCGGAGUCGUCGACGAUGCUGGCGAAUACGAAUCGGAGUACGAUUUUGCCAUCACCGUGCCCGUCCCGAGUCUCGUACAGAGCUUGGAGGGCUUGCCGCGCAUCAAACAAAUUACGGGCGGCAACUUCCACAGCAUCGCAGUUACGGAGGACGGCCGGUGUCUGACGUGGGGCCGCCUCUACUCGUUCGCUACAGGCCUCAAGAUCGAUGCCUUGCCACCGCAAUUCGUCGUUCUGGACUCCCGGGGCAAGCCGAGCUUUCUCAGCGUUCCGACGGCUGUCCCUGGGUUCCCGGCCAGCUUCGUGGCAGCCGCAAGCGAACACAGCCUUGCGGUCACGGUCGACGAGAAGAUCUACACAUGGGGCCUCAACUUGACGAAACAGAUUGGACACAAGCAAGAGGAAGUCGAGGUUGCGACUCCCAUCACUCACGACUCGGUCGCGGACAAGCGGUUUGUCUGGGUCGGUGCUGGCGCGCAGUUCAGCAUGCUCGGAGAGCUUGCCGCUCCGAAUUGACAUCGGACGGAGGAUUACAAAGAGCGGAAGUCACAAGCUGAAAGGUGGUAAUGGGAGGGUGCCGCAGAAACCAUGUUUACCUGUGCACCGGGCAAGAUUAUAAAAAGAAUGAACGGUG
This is a messenger RNA of Thermothelomyces thermophilus ATCC 42464, 1717 nucleotides long. RefSeq lists its product as uncharacterized. The coding region runs from base 37 to 1599 and encodes 520 amino acids. Gene Ontology annotation, cellular component: cytoplasm. The transcript has 2 exons. Gene Ontology annotation, molecular function: guanyl-nucleotide exchange factor activity. The record is from RefSeq and is a predicted model, not a curated record. Lineage: Eukaryota; Fungi; Ascomycota; Sordariomycetes; Sordariales; Chaetomiaceae.